GGUUUCCAUGGUUACCACAUCUAGUCAGCAGCCUCUCUUCCCACAUUGUCUACUACACAACAGCUGAGGGAAACAAAAGUGGGUGUUCCCUAGACCUGGGUCAAGAGACAAGGCCUCAUAGUUGCUGGCUGUGGUACCUGCGCAAGCUUGUCUUUUGAAUGCACCGCCUGGAUUUGGAAAAGCAUUUUUCUGUAUUUAGGAAACAAUAGAACAGAAAAAGAGGCAAUAUGAUGCUGAGACCACUGAAAAAGCAAGUGCUUAGGAAUGAGCAAGCAGAUGAGGCAACUUAUUUAGCCCAUCUAGCUGCGCAGAGAAACGCAAGUGCCUUCUUUGAGAAGUACGAGCGAAGCGAGCUUCAGGAACUACUGACCACUUCGUUUUGUAGCUGGCUGGCAACCAAAGAUAACUUGCGCCAAACGUUGGACCUCCCCACUGGGCUGCUGAGACAAAUGAAAAGCAUAAAUGUCCCAACGGCUAUUUUUCUAACACCCGUGGAGCCUGACUUAGAGUUGGACUGCAGAGAAAUCCAUCAGAUCAUCAGAGAGUUGUCUGUUGGGAUUUACUGUCUGAACCAAAUUCCGUCCAUCAGUUUGGAUGCUAAUUACGACCAAAGUACUUCUUGCUCCCUCCCUCCAGCAUACUUUGACACGCGAAUCGGACAAAUGUUGAUCGCCGUGGAUUACAUGCUGAAAGCCUUGUGGCAUGGCGCAUACAUGCCCAAAGAAAAACGUGUCAGAUUCUCUGAACUGUGGCGUUCUAGCAUGGAUAUUGACGCAGACGGCAUCCCUCAAACAGAAAGAACUGCCUGUGCAGAGUUCUGUCAAGCUGGUCUAAUGGAUAUUUCAAAAGAACCAGAUUUCCAAGGAAUCUAUGAGGAAAACCUGAAUGAAGAUCCAACGUAUGACCCUAACAGUCCAGAGGAAAAAGCAUUCUUUAUGCAGUUUGCAGACUACAUAUUUCUUAAGUUGACUUUUGCCACCACAGAGGUUCAGCAGUAUGAAAAUGUGUUCAAGUUUGAUGCAGCAUACAACCUUUGUAAUGCGAUAAGGAUGACUGAGGACAGCCUCAGUAUGCAUGGAUACCAGAGGCUGCAGCAGAGGCUAGCUCUUCAACAAAAACUUGUGAAGAAAUACCUAGAAAAAAAGGUCGAGAUCCGGAAAAACAUAGCAUAUCUAAAGCUAAUGAGUUUUCUUAUUCCAUUUAUUAUCAAUUUAAAAAGGAAAAAUAAAAUCCCGAAUUUAAGUCGGCUUCUUCAGCCAUAUUCAGAUGACAAAGUCAAAACGGAACGUGAGCUGCCUCCAAUUUUGCUCGGACCAGAUUUUAAGUGCCAGCAUUUUGUAUACACCCAGAAUCAGUAUUUCCAUCUCCAUGGUGGCAUUGAAUAUGAUGUUGGUACUCCUUCAGUUGAAGACCUUUCAGAUGAGAUUAAGGCUGCCUAUGACGAAAUGCAUACAUGUGCAGCAAAUCACCUCGCUCAACUGUUGGACCCAGAUGCACCCUAUAGAGAACAUUACCCCAUACCAAUAAUGGAUUUUCAAGGCAAGAGCUAUUAUGUAAUCGGGAUCGAACUUGAACCAUUUUAUCUGCUUUUUAAGAGCCAGUGGUGGGGAGCCAUAAACGAAGUAGUAAGCACACUUAAACCCAAAAGGCUCCCAUUAACUGAUAUUCAAGCAAUGGACCAAUUCAAGAAAAGAUUUGGCUAUAAGAAGGCUAUUAAAUGCAAGAGCCUGCCAUUUGGCAUGAGGGCUGCUGCUGAAAGAGGGUUGGCUGCCAUCUUCCUCACCUUCUGCCGCAAGACAUCCCUCUCCAGCCUUGCUCUUUCAGACGAUCAUGGCUACGGUCUUAUCCACUAUGCUGCUAUCUACAACCGUGUGUCAAUCAUAUGUCAGCUGAUUAAAUCAUAUCUGACAAUCAACCAGAGGCGCAGCAUCCCAGUUAGCCAAGGGAAACGUCCCCAGAAAUCUGAUCCAAAGGGAACAACCAGCUUCCAAGAUAAGGAUAUUGCAGGAGAGAAAAGUGGUUUUGGUCCCACUGCUUUGCACCUAUCGGCUCAGUGCUCCUCCGUUGAAGCCCUCCAUUUCCUCCUGGCCUUAAAAGCAGAUUACGAAAUACCCGAUGAACAUGGGUGGCUGCCUAUACAUUACGCUGCCUUCUAUGACAAUGUUACCUGCUUCACAAUUCUCUACCGAAAACACCCAGCUUCGUUAGAGUCUGAAACACGAAAUGAAAAAUGCUCCACCCCACUUUUGCUUGCGGCUACAUCUGGGGCAUUAGAUACGAUCCAGUAUUUGUUUUCUCUCAAAGCCAACUGGCUGAAAAAGGACAGCGAAGGAAAUAAUAUCAUUCAUUUGGCGGUGCUGAACUUUCACACGGAGGUUCUGAAGCAUCUGGUUGAGCUGCACAACCCUGAUCUUCCGGUUUGGAAAACUCUUGUUGGUAUGCUGGAUUGCAAAGAGCAGAAAAGGAAAGAAAUGGCCAUACGGUGUUUGGAAGUCCUUUGUCUCGCCAAAGAUAAUUACUGGAAGUGCAUUUUGGAUGCAGGUACCAUACCCUCGUUAAUCAACUUGUUAAAAAGUGGCAUCAUCUACCUGGAGUGCAUCACCGUGGGAGUUCUGAGUAACAUCUCAAUCCACAAGUCCAUCGCCAAAGCUUUUGUAGAAGCAGGAGGCAUCACAGUAUUAAUUAAGCUACUGGCAACUCAUGAACCUGAAUUGCUUUCCCGUUGUGCUGUCCUUUUAUAUGAUAUUGCCCAGUUGGAUAACAAUCAGGUCAUAAUUGCUGAACAGGGCGGAAUUCCUGCGCUUGUCAAUCUGUUGCAGUACAACAUAGAAGACCUGCUUGUGAACGUAAUAAAUUGCAUUCGAGUAAUGUGCAUUAACAACCAUGAGAACCAGUUGAAAGUGAAAGAUGCCAGGGGCAUCGAGCCACUUGUCAACUUCUUGCAGUCAGAUUCAGAUGUGCUGCUGGCUGUGGCUUCGGCAGCGAUUGCAGAACUUGCUCGAGGGAAUUUUAGAAUGCAGAACGCCAUUGCUGAUGCGCAAGUCAUUGCCCCUCUAGUUGAACUUCUCAGAGGAAGGAAAAUCAGUGUCCAAGUGAAAGGAGCAAUGGCGAUUGAGGCACUCGCUGAAAGGAACACUAACAUCCAGAUGAGAUUUCUAUCCAAGUCUGUGACCAAAUUCCUUUUAAAGCUCCUGAAGGCUUUUCACCUGAAAGUUAAAGAACAAGGUGCUGCCACACUUUGGGCCCUGGCAGGGCAAACCUUGAAGCAGCAGAAAUACAUGGCAGAACAGAUUGGAUACAACCUUAUUAUCGAUAUGCUGCUAUCACCCUCUGAUAAAAUGCAGUGUGUUGGAGGUGAAGCCGUCAUAGCUCUUAGCAAGGAGAGCGAAAUUCACCAGAACCAGAUCUGCGAAGGGAACGGAAUUUCCCCUUUGGUUCGGCUGCUAAGGAGUGGAAGGAUAGCAGAGGGCACACUGCUCAGUGUCAUCAGAGCCUUGGGGACCAUUUGUAUUGGUGAAGCCAACAUAAACAAUCCAGUCAGUCAAGACAACGUAGUAGAUGAAGGAGCCUUGCCAAUAUUGGUCCACUUACUGAAACAUCAUAGUUCUCUUCACAUAAAGGUUGAAGUUGCAUAUUCUUUGGCUUGCAUUGUUCUAAAGAACGAUAACCUGCAGAGUGUGUUGCGAGAGAAGGAAGGCUUUAGUUAUUCUGAUGUCCUUGGGCUCCUUUACGCACCAGAGAAGGAUAUCUGUUUGCGAGCAGGAAAUGCUAUCGCCCUUUUUGCAUAUAAUAAUCCCAGCCAGCAGUUAUUGAUUUUAGAGAGCGGACCAAUAUCUGUGUCUAUAUUUGAACCUUUCCUGGAAUCGGAAGUAGAGACAGACAGAGCAAUGGCUGCCUUUCAGAUAGUUAUACUAGCCAGAAUUAUAGUUGAUAAGGAUAAAGUCAGUCUGUCUGCAAAAGGAGUUUCUAUUUUGGUUGACCUGCUAUGUUCGGAAAAGACAGCGACUCUUGUGUUAAUAGGGAAGCUAUUGGCUAGUUUGGCUCACACAAGAGCAGGUAUUCCAGAAGCAAUUACAUGCUUAGGAACUGUCCAGCGUCUUUGUUAUCAUUUAUACGCAAAGGAAGAAGAGGUUCGUACAUCUAUGGCAUGUGCUCUGGGAUAUUUAACAUUCAACCGAACUGCAUAUCGCCAUUUGCUAGUACAAUGUAGGAAUAAGCCCAAGUUGUUCAAGAGGCUAAUACUGAACCUUAGCAAGGAUGCAAGGAUAAAUUCAGACUUUGUGAGAGAAUUUAAGAGGCAAAAAAGAGUUGGGCUUCCAGCUCUCAGUUUGGAGAUAAACGGAGGGCCACCUGCAGUUCCCAUACACAUACGAGACAAGUCACAGACUAGUGGCGUCAAGAUAUACAAAACAAAGUGUCGUCCAAAGGAUUCCCUCUUCUUGGUGCCCACGGCGACUCACCUAAUGGGAAGGUUCAAAACACCGGAAAAGCCCCGCGUCCCAGUAUCCGGCCACAUUCCCUUUCCACACGCCACGACAUCGGACCUCAUUCAAGUUUCGAGACCGAGAAUUGUCGAUGUCUCCGCACUCCUCAGCAACUUGUCGGGAAAGAAAGCUUGACUUUAGUGCCUGCACUGGGGCAGCAACAAAAACAGUAAUGUCUCUGCUAAUACUUUUCAGAUAAUUAGGGUAAAUAUUACUGCUCUGUCCGUAACAGAUUUGCACAAUGAAAGUUUGUCUGUUAAUAAUGCAAAAAAAAUAAAAUAAUUGCUGCUGUGGUAGAGAAUAAAAAGGCUGGCAAUU
Podarcis raffonei (Aeolian wall lizard) is the source of this 4802-nucleotide messenger RNA. RefSeq names its product ankyrin and armadillo repeat containing (gene ANKAR). The record is from RefSeq and is a predicted model, not a curated record. The transcript is spliced from 25 exons. Bases 228 to 4619 code for a protein of 1463 amino acids. Gene Ontology annotation, molecular function: protein binding. NCBI's taxonomy places the organism in Eukaryota, Metazoa, Chordata, Lepidosauria, Squamata, Lacertidae.